UUUCGAAGAGGCCCUAGCUAUGUCUCUCCAAUAUAGUUUCCAUGAUCAUGGAUCAAACACAUCGAUCUCUCGCUCUGUAUUUCUCCAUCUUUUUCCUCAAGUCUUAUCAUUUCUCUCUCUAACCUUACCAAGAAAAGAUAUUUCUCUAUAUACAUUCAUAACCCAAUAUCAUCCCUUAUUCCUUCAUCAUCAUCAUCUUCUCCAAUGAAUCAUCAUAACGAGUCACAACCCUUUUCAAACUCAACAUUUCCCGAAUCAACUCACCACCCUGUUUACAGAGGAGUUCGAAUGAGAAACAAAGGAAAAUGGGUUUCUGAAAUCCGUGAACCUCGUAAGAAAUCAAGAAUUUGGCUUGGAACUUUUCCAACGCCGGAAAAAGCAGCACGAGCACAUGACGCCGCCGCAUUAAGCUUAAAGGGAACAUCUGCUGUUCUUAAUUUUCCAGAACUUGCUAGGUUUUUGCCCAAACCGGCUUCUCUUUCUCCUAUUGAUGUUCGAGAAGCAGCUGCAAAGGCGGCGGCAAUGGAAUGUGGUAUGACGGCGGCGGCGACGACGGCGGCAGAAGAGGAGGAGGAGGAGGAACUGAGUCAAAUUGUCGAGUUACCGAGUCUUGAUUCGAGUUUUGAGUUGAGUUUUGAUUCGUAUGAUCGUAUGAAUGGUGAGUUGAUUGGGUGUGAUGAAUCGGUUGAUGGGUUUUAUGAUCAACUUCCAUGGCUGCUUAAUGAGGAGGAUUUUAGUAACUUCACCAAGAUAUAAUCAUCUUUAUUCUACUCUAUUAAGUGUUAUCUAUUAUUUAUUAAUUAGAAUCGUAUUUUAAAUAAUAUUUUUUGUUUUCUUUUGUGAAGACUACCACACAUAAAAUAAUUGUGGUUGAAGUCUCACACCCUACAUAUUUAUUUUUAAAAAAAAUGUAAUAUUAGUCAUUUGAUAAUUAAGGACUUGUUUGGA
Impatiens glandulifera is the source of this 948-nucleotide messenger RNA. Its product is annotated as dehydration-responsive element-binding protein 3-like. The transcript has a single exon. Lineage: Eukaryota; Viridiplantae; Streptophyta; Magnoliopsida; Ericales; Balsaminaceae. The record is from RefSeq and is a predicted model, not a curated record. Gene Ontology annotation, molecular function: DNA binding; DNA-binding transcription factor activity. The coding region runs from base 205 to 756 and encodes 183 amino acids. Gene Ontology annotation, biological process: regulation of DNA-templated transcription.